AGCCCGAUGCUUAGCGGGACGCGGAGCCCCGAGCGGCAGCUGCUCCUGCCGAGCGCCCCCGGCCCGGCCGCAUGGCCAACGUCGCCAAGAAGGUGUCCUGGUCCGGCCGGGACCGCGACGAGGAGGACGAGCCCCCGGCCGCCGGGGAGGCCACCCCGCUGCUGAACGGCGCGAGCCCGGGGGCGGCGGGCGGCCCCCCGCACUCCCGGCCGAUCACCCAUUCACCCUUUCUACGCCUCGGGAAACUGAGCAGUGUGGAUCUCAAUGAUGAUGUACGUGAACUGGAAACGGAGGCCACUAACCAGUUUCCCAGUGAGAUUCCUCACAACGAGAAGCUGCUCUUGCUCAAAUAUGAGAGCCUGGACUACGACAACUGCGAAAACCAGCUGUUCUUGGAGGAGGAGAGGCGGAUCAAUCACACGGCAUUCCGAACGGUGGAGAUCAAGCGCUGGGUCAUCUGUGCCAUGAUUGGGAUUCUCACAGGCCUCGUUGCCUGCUUCAUCGACAUCGUGGUGGAGAAACUGGCUGGGCUGAAGUUCAGAGUGGUGAAAGACAAUAUUGACAAGUUCACCGAGAAGGGGGGGCUGUCCUUCUCCCUGUUACUGUGGGCCAUUCUGAACUCGAGCGUGGUGAUGGUUGGAUCUGUUAUUGUCGCUUUCAUAGAGCCUGUAGCUGCCGGCAGCGGGAUUCCCCAGAUUAAGUGCUACCUCAAUGGCGUGAAGAUUCCUCAUGUUGUCCGCCUCAAGACCUUGAUGAUCAAAGUCUGCGGGGUCAUUCUGUCAGUGGUCGGAGGCCUGGCUGUCGGGAAGGAAGGGCCAAUGAUUCAUUCCGGAGCAGUCAUUGCAGCGGGGAUCUCGCAAGGAAGGUCGACUUCUUUGAAGCGAGACUUUAAGAUCUUUGAGUACUUCCGCAGAGACACAGAGAAAAGGGACUUUGUCUCGGCCGGAGCAGCUGCUGGCGUCUCAGCCGCUUUUGGCGCCCCAGUUGGGGGAGUUCUUUUCAGCUUGGAAGAAGGUGCUUCCUUCUGGAAUCAGUUCCUGACGUGGAGAAUCUUCUUUGCCUCUAUGAUCUCUACAUUCACACUGAACUCCAUCCUGAGCUUUUACCACGGGAACCCCUGGGACCUCUCCAGCCCAGGUCUCAUCAACUUUGGAAGGUUCGACAGCGAGAAACUGGGCUACACGUUCCAGGAAAUUCCGAUCUUCAUUGUUAUGGGAGUGGUUGGUGGAAUUCUUGGCGCAAUAUUCAAUGCCUUGAAUUACUGGUUAACCAUGUUCCGAAUCAGGUAUAUCCACCGCCCAUGCCUGCAGGUGAUCGAGGCCAUGCUGGUGGCGGCUGUGACGGCAGCCGUGGGGUUUGUGAUGAUCUACUGCUCUAGCGAUUGCCAACCCCUCCAAGGAGAUUCCGUGGCCUAUCCAUUGCAGCUGUUCUGUGCGGAUGGAGAAUAUAACUCGAUGGCCACCGCCUUCUUCAACACACCUGAGAAGAGUGUCGUCAGCCUCUUUCACAAUCCCCCAGGUUCUUACAAUCCCAUGACCCUGGGGAUGUUCACCCUGAUGUAUUUCUUUCUGGCCUGUUGGACCUAUGGGCUCACCGUGUCGGCAGGUGUCUUCAUCCCUUCCCUGCUGAUUGGAGCUGCCUGGGGGCGACUCUUUGGCAUAUCGUUGGCCUACCUGACCAGUGGAGCGAUCUGGGCUGACCCUGGGAAGUACGCUCUGAUGGGGGCCGCAGCGCAGCUGGGUGGGAUAGUGAGAAUGACCCUGAGCCUGACUGUCAUCAUGAUGGAAGCGACAGGCAACGUCACCUACGGAUUCCCCAUCAUGUUGGCACUGAUGACUGCUAAGAUCGUGGGUGACUACUUCGUGGAGGGUCUAUAUGACAUGCACAUCCAGCUGCAGAGCGUUCCUUUCCUGCACUGGGAGGCUCCAGUGACGUCUCACUCCCUCACAGCCAGGGAGGUGAUGAGCGCGCCCGUGACCUGCCUCAGGAGGAUUGAGAAGGUGGGGACGGUCGUGGACAUCCUCAGCGACACAUCGUCCAACCACAACGGCUUUCCCGUGGUAGAGAGCAGCCCGGACCCCACGCAGGUGGGGCAGACCACUGGCCGGCCAGCCGCCAGCCCUGCCCCAGGACCAUGGGCAGCUGAAGUGGCGGGAUUGCGAGGCCUGAUCCUGCGCUCCCAGCUGAUUGUUCUCCUGAAGCACAAGGUCUUCGUGGAAAGAGCCAACCUGACCCUUGUUCAGAGGCGGCUGAAGCUGAAGGAUUUCCGGGAUGCCUACCCCCGCUUCCCCCCCAUCCAGUCCAUUCACGUCUCCCAGGACGAGCGCGAAUGCAUGAUGGACCUGACUGAGUUCAUGAACCCGUCGCCCUACACGGUGCCCCAGGAGGCAUCUCUGCCGAGGGUCUUCAAGUUGUUCCGGGCGCUGGGCCUGCGGCACUUGGUGGUGGUGGAUAAUCACAAUGAGGUGGUCGGGCUGGUGACCAGGAAGGAUCUGGCAAGAUACCGACUAGGAAAGGAAGGGCUGGAGGAACUGUCCCUGGCGCAGACAUGACGCUCCUGGCGCGGUUGCUUUGCUGUGUUGAGCCCCGUUCCCCUGGAGGCGUUGGCAGGGAGCUGGUCCCCACAGGCUGCUGCGCCACCCGAUGCAUUCAGAACGAAUGCCCAGCCCCUGAUUGUGCAUCUUGUCCGUCGCCGUGUUCCCGUUUUUUUACUGGCUGCCUGUCCCUGUGUUGGCUGGGCGUCGCUGCAGCCUCCUCUCCUGUCACCCGCGGGACCAGGUGCUGGGCAGGUUCCUGGUUUCCCUCCUCUGCACGCUGGGCCCUUGGAGCAGCUUUGAGGCUAGAGAGCACUGGGUUGGGGAAGCCGAGCCCAGUGCCCUGGGGGAGCGAGAGCAUGCUACAAAGCUGGGGCAGCAGACAUACCCUGGCUAAUCCCCGGCCGGCGCAUAACAAGCCAGAGCCGCCUCCGCACCCCACACUGCCUCCUGGAAUAUGUGCUCCAGACUUCAGGAACCAGAAUCAUGUGGAUCUGACCCAGUCUGCAGCCGCGAUUGACCAAUGUCCAUCCUGCCUGGGCCUCCUCUGUACCAAAGCCUUCACCCGGGACACAGGCCUGGGAGCUGGCAGGGCCUGGUCCAGUAUCUUCUAGCAGGGACCUUGCCACGCAAAGCCUCCCUGGAUCCACGGGCCACCAACUGGGGACCAGUGUCUUCAAUGCUGCCCACAGCUGAGGUGGCUUUUAAACCUGCCUGCGAAGGGAGCAGCAUACCCUAGUUCCACAGCCCCAGCCCUGCAGCUCGGCGGGCUCCGAUGACACAGACACGCACAGAUGACCGAGCUGCCAGGGACUGGGUGCAACUGGCUCUGCCAUGUGCUGCAGCCAGGCCCUAUUUGGCUGUGACAUAUCUGGGCCUGUCUGAGACCGUGGGCCAGCCUGUGGGCACGGCCCCUCCUGGCACUGCCUGUGCUGUGCAUCUCAGACACGACGCAGCCCCCGCCCUCCUCACACCCUCUUGUCUCUCCCAGGCGGGGAUCACCCUGGGCCCCUCCUGGGGAGGCUGAAUGGCCUGGGGCCAGGGCUUGUUUGGAUGCAGGCGAUUGGUGAAGAAGUCUUCCUGGGGCGUAUGUGCCGAGUGGGUGUUGGCGCCACAGGAAGGUACCCGGUGCCGAGUGCUGCCCAGCUGUGGGGCUGGGCAGGGUUGGACCCCAUGCUGGGGACAGGAGGUUUCUCUCUGUAGAGCACAGUGCUUAUCAAAGGCCUUAUACAACAACGGCCGUGGCCUUCAGCUGCAGCCAGUCCCAGGCACCCAUGCGACUGCUAAUGGGAAGUGCAGCAUCUGGGCCCCCUUGGCCUGUUCCUGGAGAGCAGCCGUCUCAGCAGAGCAGGGCUGCCCCCUCUGUCCAGUCUGUGCCGCCUUCCCCGGUUGCUGGGCAUCCUGAGCCUGGCUUCCCUUAGGCGAGGGGCUCUAGGGGAUGGGGUAGGAGGCUGAAAGGAAGAGGGACCUGCCUAGUGAAUAUUUAUGGGAUGAAGUGAUGCCAUGUGGGACGCUGAAGUGGAGCAUUUACAAACGAUCCCCUGCUCCCGGAGAGGGGUUCGCCCCAGGCAGGCAGCCUCUGUCCCUAGCGCCUGUCCGUUCUGCCCACUCUCCUGGGCUCCACUGAGUGCUGGCAGCACAGGCCUGAGGUGCAGCUCAUGCUCCUGGCGAGAGGUGGGUGGGGCCGAAAUGCACAGAGACCGUAAGAAAUAAAAUCACUGGAACCAAACAGCUGCUGCUGGAUCUGCUUUUCCAUCUGCGCCCCGUCCCGGUCGCACCGCUCCUGGGCAGCCUGGUGAGAUCUAACGAGGUCAGGCCGGGGCAGGGAGCAGUGUCCGGUUCCAGGGGAUAGACUCAGGAAGGAAGAAACAGCUCUGCACGACUGGGGCUUAGCGUGAAGUCAUCCCCACCUCCACCUCGCAGAGCUCAGAUCCUGCCCAGCAGGGAUGCCCCGUGGCUGAGGGGAAAGGCCAGGCCGGUGCGUGUGGAGCCAGGGCUGGCCAGUCGGCACACCUGAGCUUGCCGCAUGGCGGUCUCAGCCUCAUGCAAAGCCUUUACAAGUUGGGGUGUGAAAGUCUGGCCUGAACUCACAGCUGCGCUCAGAGCCAAGCGGUAAGUGAAAGAUGCUGUUGGUGCCAGUUCCCAGAAGGGGCAGGGACCAUGACAGCUGAAAGGUCCGGGGCGCCAGCUCAUCAUACUGCCCUGAGAGCCGGCUGCAGGUGGGGAGACAACAGGACAGCCAGGACUCAUCUUGGCCGGCUUGGAGGUGGCAGAGGCUGCCUGCUGCAGGUCAGCCAUUGCUCCAGCCCACGGGUUCCUAGAGCAGCCUUGGGAGAGGAGGCCUCUGGUCAGUGCAAGCCUUGUUCCUGUGUCCCCUUCCACGGGCCCUACUCCCCUGUGGGCACAGUCCUGGAGCUAGGACUUCACCCACUGCUAGAAACAAGCAGUAGUGACCAGCCCCUUGCAGCCGUUGUAAAGCUGGGCUCCCCUGGCAGCAGGCUGUGCAUCACCGGUAGUGUACAGACUGUUCAUCAGCCAGUGUCUCCCGCUGGAGUCUGAAAUACUAGCCCCAGCGCGCAUCUCAGUGUCCCAGUUACUCGGGGGUGGAGCAGUUUGUUCAUGAGUAGCUUGCGGGUCACAGCCAAGAGCUCGGUCAUCACCAGGUGUAGGGGGCUGGGGCUAGAGAUUUUACACACCUGUGUCUACCAGAGGGCUGAGAUCAGCCUCCCCAGAGCCCUUGGAAACAAGAGUCUUUCCAACCAAGAGAACUUGCCCCCUCCAGGCCGAGUGGAUUCCAGUGUCUCCUCGGAGAGCUGCUUUAAACACCCAGUGCUCAAGCCCGCUUGCGUUGUAGAUGCAGAUCUCGCACAGUCAGCUAGUACUGCUCCAGCAAGUGUGUUCCUGUAUCUCGGGGGCAGGAUCGGGCUCUGAAGGGGGGCACGCAGGGCAAUGGAUGCCCUCCCUCUGGGACCCAAAUAAUAAUCUCUCAGAGCAGGCCACCAUCUUCUCUGCCUCUCCUCUCACCUUGGUAACUGAAUUUGUAAAAGGAGCAGUUGCAAACCCCAAGUGUCUGUCUUGGAAGCCUUGAGAUUUUCUAUAGGAAGAUGACCCACUGGAGAUAUUUUUGUGCUGAAAUAAAGGCUGUUUAUACUUUUA
Messenger RNA from Gopherus evgoodei (Goodes thornscrub tortoise), 5690 nucleotides. It is a transcript of the gene CLCN7, whose product is annotated as chloride voltage-gated channel 7. The coding region runs from base 72 to 2552 and encodes 826 amino acids. Lineage: Eukaryota; Metazoa; Chordata; Testudines; Testudinidae. The record is from RefSeq and is a predicted model, not a curated record. Gene Ontology annotation, cellular component: intracellular membrane-bounded organelle; lysosomal membrane. The transcript has 25 exons. Gene Ontology annotation, biological process: transmembrane transport; chloride transport. Gene Ontology annotation, molecular function: voltage-gated chloride channel activity.